AUGCUAUUUCGACAAAUACAGCAAAACGGUUUCACUAGCUUUUGGAAUAUAAGUGAACCGAAAAGUAUGACUGAGAAUAUCAACGGUAUUAAAAAUUCCUUCAACCAAUCAAUACCAUCUUGUCUACAACCUUUAUCGUUGAAUACUCUGAAUACUGUAUUUCCUCAGGAAUUGUGCAUGUAUAAAGCUCCAUCUUUUCCAGUAGCAGCUCCAGCCUACAAUCCUGCAUUACGUUCACUAAGCGAAUCACUUCUAUGCUCGAACUCAAAAUUCUUUCAUACCAAAGAGAAUGACACCUCCAACCAAUCGACAUCAGCGUAUAAAACAUUUUACGAGAAUUGGUUACACUACUUCCUUCUACUGGUUCAACAGAACAACUUAAACAGUAAUAUAAAAUCUGUUGAAGAGCUUCAGAAACACCUUGAAGUUGACAGUCAUCAGAGGCAGAUGAUGAUCAAGACAGAAUAUUCAAGUAAAGAAGUUUCAUGUAGUGAUUGGCUUUCAGCAGACUUCCCAACUAUACCAACCAGUGUUACGAAGAUUGAUAACUUAUUGAAUAAAAAUAAUGUCAAUACCGUUUUGAACCCAGAAUAUCAAUGUGAAGAAAGUUUAAACCAAGAUGAAUCUACCUUAUCACAUACGAAGGAUGGUCUACUAAUGAAUAACCAAUCAAUAACAUACGAUUCUGAAAGUGAAACUGAGUCACUGUCGUCGACUUUAAAUGAAAACUUGGCAGACCUAGAUAACGCUUCACAUGAACAAAUGGAUGAUGAAUCUAUACACACCUCGUCAAAAUCACAAAGACUAAAAUCUAUGAUACAAGAAAAAGAAGAUGGCGUUUCGUUGAGUGAAGAUUUGGAAGAAAUAUAUCAAUUCGCACAUUUGUUUAAAUUACGUAGACUUAGCUUAGGCUUAACACAAACACAAGUAGGCGCUUCAUUGAAUGCAAAAGAAGGACCUGCGUACAGUCAAAGUGCUAUCUGCCGAUUUGAAAAACUUGAUGUGACCCUAAAGUCUGCUAAACGAAUGAAACCAGUCCUAGAACGGUGGUUAUCUGAAACCGAAGCAAUGCAUACUAAUGGUACAAAUGAUUCGUUUGGUGCUCAACUGAUUCACCGACCACCAAGAAAGCGGAAACGUCGAACGUGUUUCAGUACCAGAGCGCUCAACUGUUUGUUACACCAACUGGAAAAGAAUCCUUACCCAACAAAAGCCGAAAUGACAGAAUUGGCCAAAGCUUUAACAUAUGAUCGAGAGGUUAUUCGCGUCUGGUUUUGCAACAGGCGUCAAGCAAUCAAAACGACAGAAAAACAUCCAAAAUCCGUCCAGUCCUAA
This is a messenger RNA of Trichobilharzia szidati, 1335 nucleotides long. Lineage: Eukaryota; Metazoa; Platyhelminthes; Trematoda; Strigeidida; Schistosomatidae. The record is from the annotation of a GenBank genome assembly.